Molecule: messenger RNA, 722 nt
Organism: Quercus robur (English oak)
Lineage: Eukaryota; Viridiplantae; Streptophyta; Magnoliopsida; Fagales; Fagaceae
Product: late embryogenesis abundant protein At1g64065-like
Exons: 1
Coding region: 63-722 (219 amino acids)
Source: RefSeq, a predicted model, not a curated record
AACCCCUUUCAGAGAAGAAAUUAGAAGAAAACUUGUCUAUUCACAAUUCUCAAAGAAGAAAAAUGGUUGAUCGAGCGAACCAACAGGUGUACCCUUUAGUACCACCAGAUAGCCAAAGUAGAAGAAGUGAUGAAAACCUUGAAGACUCUGGCCCUUUAAUACCUGAUCAUGUGCUCAAGAGAAAGAAAAGGAUCAAGUUAGCCAUAUAUAUUUCUGCUUUUGUUGUGUUUGAGAUCAUGGUCAUCUUGGUCUUUGCACUUGUUUUGAUGAAAGCUAGGACCCCUAAGGUCAGGUUAGGCACUAAUGUCACGUUCCAGAACUUCAAAACUGGAACCCAAGCAAGACCUUCCUUCGACUUGAGCUUCACAGCCCAAGUUCGGGUUAAGAACACAAACUUUGGUCCCUACAAAUUUGAUAGCACCAAUGCCACCUUUAUGUACCAGGGUGUGACAGUGGGGCAAGUCACUAUUCCUAAACAUACGGCUGGGAUGCGUUCGACAAAAAAAGUUACUGUCACAGUUAAUGUAAAUUCAAACGCCCUGCCAUCCACUACCAAACUUGGAAGUGAGUUAGGUGCUGGGGUUUUAACUCUGAAUAGCCAUGCCAAGUUUAAGGGGAAAGUGGUGUUCAUGUUUUUGAUGAAGAAGAAGAAGUCAGCCGAAAUGAACUGCACAAUGACCGUUGAUUCGUCAACAAAGGCAGUCAAAUCUAUGAUUUGCUAG